AUGUCCUCCAUUGAUGCAGCCAAACAGUUGUUUUUCAAGAUCACUCAACAUAGAUCAGUUAUAGGUAUGCCUCGAAAGCUUCGUAGGACAGUAAGAUCCCUUGGAUUGAAUCACAGAGAUGUCACCGUCUAUCAAACUAUCAGUCCCAGUACCGCAGUUAAAUUAAGUAAGGUAAAGGAAUUAGUUAAGGUUGAAUUGGCUGACCAAAAAUUGAGUAGAAGGGAAGUCAACUUGACUAGAAAAUAUAAGCCUGGAUUUCUGGUUGUAAAAUCAGAUGCUUAA
This is a messenger RNA of Hemisphaericaspora subhashii, 282 nucleotides long. RefSeq names its product mitochondrial 54S ribosomal protein uL30m (gene MRPL33). The transcript has a single exon. Gene Ontology annotation, cellular component: large ribosomal subunit; mitochondrion. Gene Ontology annotation, molecular function: structural constituent of ribosome. Gene Ontology annotation, biological process: translation. Bases 1 to 282 code for a protein of 93 amino acids. NCBI's taxonomy places the organism in Eukaryota, Fungi, Ascomycota, Pichiomycetes, Serinales, Debaryomycetaceae. The record is from RefSeq and is a predicted model, not a curated record.